This is a messenger RNA of Mercurialis annua (annual mercury), 1081 nucleotides long. Its product is annotated as extensin-3-like. The record is from RefSeq and is a predicted model, not a curated record. NCBI's taxonomy places the organism in Eukaryota, Viridiplantae, Streptophyta, Magnoliopsida, Malpighiales, Euphorbiaceae. The transcript is spliced from 2 exons. Gene Ontology annotation, biological process: plant-type cell wall organization. The coding region runs from base 37 to 834 and encodes 265 amino acids. Gene Ontology annotation, molecular function: structural constituent of cell wall.
AAACAUAUCAAAACUCAAAACAACACAUUAACAGAAAUGGGGUCUUCAAUGGCCUCUCUCAUUGCCACUCUUUUAGUGGUAACAAUCUCUUUAAGCUUCCCUUCUCAAACCACAGCUGAUGAUCAUUAUCCUUACUACUCUCCUCCUCCUCCUAAGAAAUCUCCACCACCACCUCCAACAUACAAAUAUAAAUCACCUCCUCCUCCUCCUCCAGUGUACAAAUCCCCACCACCACCAGUAUAUAAAUCUCCACCUCCACCCCCGAAGUACAAAUCACCUCCACCACCUACACCAGUUUAUAAGUAUAAGUCUCCACCACCACCACUCUACAAAUCUCCACCACCACCACCUAAAUAUAAGUCACCACCUCCACCAGUGUAUAAAUCUCCACCACCACCCAAAUACAAGUCACCACCGCCACCAAUGUAUAAAUCUCCACCACCACCACCCAAAUACAAGUCACCGCCACCACCUACACCCGUUUAUAAGUAUAAAUCUCCACCACCGCCAGUGUACAAGUCUCCACCACCGCCACCCAAGUAUAAGUCACCUCCACCACCUACACCAGUUUACAAGUAUAAGUCUCCUCCACCACCAGUGUACAAAUCCCCACCGCCGCCACCCAAAUAUAAGUCACCUCCACCACCUACACCAGUUUACAAGUAUAAAUCUCCACCUCCACCAGUGUACAAGUCCCCACCACCACCACCCAAGUACAAGUCACCACCACCACCUACACCAGUCUACAAAUAUAAAUCUCCACCACCACCGGUCUACAAGUCUCCACCACCGCCACACUACAUCUAUGCGUCUCCUCCUCCCCCACAUUACUAGGCUAUGGUUUCAUGAGGAAAUCAAGAAAGCGAUGUUAGAAUAAAGAAAGAAAGCGAAUUUGCGCGUUUGAUAAUACUAUAUUCUGUAUCUUCAAUUAUAUAUGGUUUGUCAAGAAAAGGGAAUAAAGAAAAGCAUGUAGGAUAAAUUUGUCUUCAAUCAUCAUUUUCAUGUAUUCGAAAAGUUGUAGUUGUCAUUGUUGGUCCACCUGUUUGGCCAUUUCAAUAAAAAUAUUUACUUACCGUUUUUA